GGAGCACGGGGGUAACAGUUUGCACACAGAUUCUGUAGGACAAACAGUUUUUUGAAGGCGAAGGACAGGAUCACUCGACAGAGAUGGCUGGAAAUAUUCACCUGUGUUUGUUUGUUCCAGCUUGCCUAGUGCUGCUUUUUACAGGUGUACAAAGCCAGGCCCCGGGAGCUCCCACCAUCCAGCGCUUCCCAGUCAUCGCACAGACAGAGGUACAGAUCACCAUCGGCGACCCGUCUGAUCCGGGCGGAAGUGCCGUCAACGACUUCUCCAUCCAACACCGUAUCGCCGGAAGUGACGACGACUGGGUGCUGUUUAGGACAAGAGACGGCGCGGGUGGCACGUGGGUGAUUGACGAACUGGAGCCCAGCACGACGUACGAGUUCCGCGCCGCCGCUGUCAACUCUGACGGUACGGGGCCGUGGACACCGCUCAGCGAAGUCACUACACUGGACCCACCCACAACCACAGGCGCGACAACUACAACUACUACCGGAGUAAGCACCACCCGUUCACCGUCAGAAGAUGAAGACGGGGACGGUAACAGCGAGCGGCCGGGGGAUACCGGCGCGGGGGGCGCGGACAGUACCACUGAGCGGGCCUCAGACGACCCCGCACCCGCUCCCGUAGCCGCCAUCGCCGCUCCCAUCGCUGCCGUAAUCUUCAUCCUGCUGCUGGUAGUGGGAUACCUCCUUCUGCGACGGACGUGGAAAAAUAAAGGGCGCUGGGGGAAGAAGGGCCGUGUAGUUCAACCGACAGAGUCGAGCAUGGAAAAGGGCGAAGAAAAGACAGUCCUGGAGGAUCACCACGAAACGCAACAAACACAAGGAGAGCAGCCAAACGGACAGACACAGGCACAGAACGGACAAUCCAGCCUAAAGCCACCGUACAAGACCCAUAUCAGAGCCUUCUCAGCGGCUUAGCGCCACACCAACUUCUCGGAUUUGUUCAGAAAAAAUAUGAAGGGGAAAAAUAUGAAGCGAAAACAAACAAACAAA
This is a messenger RNA of Branchiostoma belcheri (Belcher's lancelet), 995 nucleotides long. RefSeq lists its product as uncharacterized. NCBI's taxonomy places the organism in Eukaryota, Metazoa, Chordata, Leptocardii, Amphioxiformes, Branchiostomatidae. The transcript has 5 exons. Bases 84 to 920 code for a protein of 278 amino acids. The record is from RefSeq and is a predicted model, not a curated record. Gene Ontology annotation, molecular function: protein binding.